Molecule: messenger RNA, 3969 nt
Organism: Thrips palmi
Lineage: Eukaryota; Metazoa; Arthropoda; Insecta; Thysanoptera; Thripidae
Product: amyloid protein-binding protein 2-like
Exons: 10
Coding region: 148-1884 (578 amino acids)
Biological process (GO): intracellular protein transport
Molecular function (GO): protein binding
Source: RefSeq, a predicted model, not a curated record
CACGAACGUCAGCUGUCUCAUCUGUCGGGCUGCUUGGCUGCUUCUUUCCAAGCUGCUGUGUUUUCCUUAAGUGUUGGACGGGAUUUGCGUUGUUUGGUCUUGCAAUAACUUGGCACUCAUACUCGGAGCGAUCGGAUCCCUUCAAAAAUGGCUGUUAACGCGAAAACUAUGGACGUGAACUCGCUUUAUGAUUUGAGUUCUACAGUCAUAAUGAGCUAUUUCCACUUGUACGAAAGGGAGCUCAGAUCUUUGCCAGAAAAUAUUUUGUUUGAUCUCUACUUUAAGCUCUACGAAGAGAAGAGAAUAUGCCUUUUGGGUUGGGAACUUAUCGACCUCAAUGUUUUUGCUCGAAUGCUUAAAGUAACCCACAAACGGACUCAGUUGCUCCAAUGUUUCCAGACAUUGAUGGAUCAUGGCACCAACAUUUCAAAAGAGUUGUCAACAGCAUAUGCCCACAAAUGCAUGUGCUCUCAAAUGUGCCCCUCACUUCUGGAAUCAACAAUUGAUUUGGGACUAAGAUUAGGUGGCUUUUUGAGUGAUGCUGGUUGGUUCAAGGACAGUGAGGCUGUGUUGUUUCACUGUAGAGAUCUCUGUUUGAGUGCCCCUGAGACCCCCUCCUCUCUCAGAAGAACGUUAGAAUGUUACCACAAACUUUUCCAUGUACAAGCUGCAUUCUGCCUUUUUCCUGAGGCAGCUAAAACUUAUCAGGACAUCAACAAACUAAUCCAGACACUGAGAAAAAUGAAUGAACUUCCUAAUUUAGCUGCUCUGUAUAAAGAAUUCUCUAUUCAUUUCUUCUUGCGCAGUGAAUAUGAUGAGGCCCAUAAAUGGAGUGCUGAAGCCUUGAGAGAACUUGUUCCUGGUCUUCCUGCCAGUGUAAUUGUAGACGUUUUGAGACAACUAUCAAAAACUUGUGUUAUCAAACGGCAGUUUAAGAAAGCAGAGGUUCUUAUUCGACAAGCCAUCCGUAUGGCAAAUGAAAUAUACGAGCCAAGUCAUUAUAAACUAGCUGAUGUUCUUCUUGAUUAUGGAUAUUUUCUUUUGAACUUUGAUGGCAUCAGCCACUGUGUUAAAGUAAUAACUAGAGCUUUGGAAAUAAAGAAGGCAAUCUAUCGCCGUAAAAACAUUUAUGUGGCAGCAGCAUUGGAGGAUCUGGCCUAUGCCUUGUAUGUAUAUGAGUACAGCACUGGUAGAUUUAAGCGUGCCAGAGAAUAUGCUGAAGAUUCAAUCAGUAUCCUAGAAGCGCUUCUGCCUCCAAAUCAUUUAUUACUGUCUACAGCCAAGCGAGUUAAAGCCCUAAUUCUAGAAGAAAUCGCGCUUGACAAUCAAAGCAACACUCUUGUGGAUUCCCUACUGCCAGACGCUGAAGAACUGCACAUUACUGCACUAGAAUCCUCCAUCAAAGCUCUUGGUGAUAACAAUGUGCAAACAGCCAAACAUUACGGUAAUUUGGGACGUCUAUAUCAGAGUAUGAAGAAGUACAAGGAAGCAGAAGAGAUGCAACUUGUGGCAAUUGGAAUUAAAGAGCAGAUUCUUGGGAAGGAUGACUAUGAAGUUGGAUUGUCACUUGGUCAUCUUGCAUCCUUGUACAACUAUCACACCUUUCAGUACCAUAAAGCAGAGGAACUUUAUUUACGCUCAAUUGAAAUAGGGUUGAAACUGUAUGGUGAGACAUACUCUGGUUUGGAAUAUGACUACAAAGGCCUUGUCCACUGUUACAAAGAACUUGAUGAUGUAGAGAAGAUGGCACACUACACCUUCAUUUUAAAUCAAUGGAAGGUACUACGGGGACAAUUGAGCAUGCAGGAAAACCGGACUGACCUGGAAGAAACUGGACCCCUACAGCCACUUCCUGAUCUUAUCAAUUAUUAUUUUAAAGACUAACAGGAUUCUGUAAUACUUCUGUUCCUGUGAUAAGCUGUCUGCAAUGUUAUGUGCCGUUUUCCAUGUUUUCAUGACUAAUGUAUAGUUACAGCAGUGGCAAAAUGAAUAACAUGAACUAUCAAUAGCAGAAUCAGCCGAUGGAGGUUAUGAACUUACAAACCCUAAAUGGUUAGUUUUAGGUGCAAUGUUCAUUGUAGGUCCUGUUUGCAUGUUUUGUUGGUCUUUUUGCCACUGAUGGUCUACUAAGACUGAGCCACUGCAUCUUUCCAUGCUGAGCUAUUUGUACAAUCUUGCUCUUGAAGAGGAGACCGAAUUUUACUGAAUUACUGAAUUGACGAACUUAUUAAACUACUUAUAAGCCUUAUUCAAACACUGUUUAUGAUUGACCAUGAGAGCAUCCUUAUAGGAUACUUAAUUAAGUAUUUGAUUAAUGUAAAAAUAUUAGCUAGCAACAGUAUUGUGUACCUUUCUCUGUUUUCAUUUUUAUGACUAUAUUUGCACUUUCAUUUAAAGGCUUCACCCAUAGUUCAUCCUAAACAACCUCAUAUCCCUUGCAAGCUUUUAUUAUUUAUUGAGUGCCACUAGUUCUAAGAUGUAUGUGCAAUCAUUUUGUAUUGUUUCUUAUCUUUCUUUUGAAAUUUUGUUGUUUUUUACGUGAUAGACCUUGCUGUGCUGGACAAGUGUUUCAGUAGCGAAAUAGGGGCAAACAUUCUAUUUGAAUACAACGUCGACAGGGUAGUGGUACAUCUACUCCUUUAAACUGAUAAUGGUCAUGAGUUGUUGGGAGUAAUAUUUGACCCCUGUAAUGUAUCCUAGUAUAACUGUUAUAUAAUGAAUUUGUAGAUACUUACGCCUAGUCAUUUGCUUCAAUUUGUAUUAGUGUCUUGUGGUUUCAUGUAAAGGAGGCAAUAUAAAUAAACUAGCUGAAAACUGACUCAUGUCAUUGCUUGCAAACAGACUGUUGUCUGUAGUUCAAACGUUUCUUGUCUUAAUUACAUACCAAAAGAAGCAUUUUCAAGCAAUCACAUGAGACUGGUUUUGACUAGUUUCAGUGAAUUGCCCCCUUAACUGAGAACCAUCUCAGGAUCCCUUUGCCAUAGGAGCUACCAUGGUAAUUUUUGUGUGUUGGACCUUGUCAGAAUAUUGUGAAGUUUCAUAGGAGCAGUUGAUUUCUCAGGAGCAUUCCCCUAAUACUCUGGAUGUAAGGUAUCAUUGACGUGUAAAAUUUGUAUUAUCUAAUGAAGUAUUAAGAAUGUGUUAAUUUUUUCUUCGCUGGAAGUCUUUAAGUGGUGUUUUGUUUGUUGAUGUUGGGCCUAUAUCUGUUGGUAAACACCACUGCAUUUGUUUCAAAUGUGAUGAGUGACCAUUUCAUUUCAGAUCUGAAGUGCAAAGCUUUUCAUUCUACAUAUAUUGUGUAGUUUUUUGUUUUUCCUUUUUUUAAAAAAAAAUAAUCUUUUAACUUGUUGACUAUUUCUUUAGGACCUAGUAAGGUGCAAGAAUUAGACCCAAUGGUGGUUUUGUAUUGAAGAAAAUUUUCCAUGUGUAUUCCUUUUGUUUUUAGACUAUGUUGUACAAUAUUCACUCUCAAUCAAUCUAAUGUGUUAUUUGCGUUUUUAUGUAGUGAAAGAUGUCUUUUUGAGCACAUGCAUCUGAAAUAUGUAGUUGGUUGACUAGACGCUGACUGUAAAUUUAUUCUGGUCUUUGAAACAAAUUUUGAAAAGUGAUUAAGAAUGGCAACUUUUGUACUUCUUACAUUUAUACUCUUUUAUGAUGACUUUUUGGGGCUAGAUUUUGGAGUCUUCUUUCCUAUUUCUUUUAGUGCAAUGAUGUAAAAAGAAAAGUUAAAUACUAAGGGGAAGAGGGUGCUUGGGAUAAUCCCACAGUCAUUUUUAUUCAGUGCAAGCUAAGACUGUGAACUUUUGCUAAUUUGGUAAUUUUGUCUUCAGCUAUGAUAGUUCUAGAACUGUUUCACUAUUGUAGCACUGGAACUGGAACCAUGUAACAUUGUUUUGGUUUUAUUAUUAUUAUGAUCUAGAUCUCUUCAAACACAUUUUCAUUUUAUGAAUAAAGAAGUUUGAACUUUUA